AUGCCCCCUAAAAAAACGCCCAAGAUCCCAAAGUUUCCUAAAAAAUCAAGUCCAAGCCCUUCAGCGCCAACACUAAUCACAGCAAAUGAUUAUUUAGACCAUGGAGUUGAAGAAGAAGAAUCAGGAGAUCGUUGGAUAAUAUCAGAUCUUUCCAAGUCUUUAAGAUUUUAUCAAAGGGCAUAUGAAAACUACAUAGAGGCUAUCAAUAAGGAUUCGACACUAGUUGACGCUUAUUAUAAUGCGAAUAGAUUACUUUAUCAUGUUUGGGAAGUUUAUAAUACUGUUCCACCAAGUCAUUUGAAGAAUGUUGACGGAUGCGAUGUUGUAAAGUAUUCCUUGCGGGAAAUAAAGGACAAGCAUGAGUUUGUUGUUAAUAAGUUUGAUGAAGCUGGAUUGACAUGGGAGAUGUAUUAUAAUUUGAUUUUGAUUAAUACGGAAUUGAUAGAGAAUGAAGAUGUGGUUGGCAUCGAUGCUGUUUUGAAAUCUUGUGAGGAUGCUACUGUUUUAAUGGGAAAGGUGCUGGAUUAUCAAUUGAUUGAAUUGGAUUCAUUUUUGAAAAGAUUGGAAAAUCCAGAAUAUGAAGAAGAAGGUAAAGAGGACGAGAAUGAAGAUAAUUUUGAUGUUGUUGAGCAGAUAACACCGAGUGUUGUGCUCGACUCUAUUAUCACUGGUGCCAAAUUCGUCCAAGCAUCUUAUGAAUUCUGUGAUAACUACAUACAAAUCAAUGCAUUGAAGAAUUUUUUCCAAAGCUCAGGGUUUGAGGCAAGAUUACAGCAAGUUCUACAAUUGUUACUAAGUAAAUUUACUGUUGAGAAUAAUGCUCAAGAUGAAUUCAACUUGAAUUUCAAGAAUGAAGAGAUUGAAAGUGUUAAACUGGUUAAUCAUUCAAUAAGUGCAUUUUUUAUUAAUGAUUUCGAGCAAUUAGUUAACCAUUGGAAAACUCUAGGAAAUGAACUAGAUAAAAGUCCCUCUAGAUUUAUGGCUGAAGCUGAUUGUUUCCAAAGUUUUAAAGAUCGUAUUGAUUCAAUAACAUCUGAACAGCAAUGGGUAUUGAUCAAUCAUAUAAAUGCAAAUUUGAAAAAGGCACAAGAAUUGGUUAAGGAAGAACUAACAAUUCAUAUACAAGACAAGACAAAUGAGGUUUCAUCAAAAGUUUCCAAAAUUAUUGAGAUCUUAUUAUCAAGAGCAGAUAAUGAAUUAUUGAGAAGUUCAUUGCAAGAUCUUGAAUCCUCUGCUAAGAAUCGUGAUGUGUUGCGUCAAAAUACGGUCAAUUUAUUGAAAAGUGGAUUGAAUAUGGGUAAUACAAAUUGUGGGUUGAGAGAAACGAUCAGUGAUAAAUUGAAAAGAGAGAAAUUGAGAAGAGAAUGUGUCGUAAGAUUGGUUGUUCUAACAAAAGAGCAAUUCACAGAACAAGAUUUGAUUAGAAACCUUGGGAUGGAUCAUUAUAUGAAAGAGGUUGAUGAUCUAAAGAACAAUGAAUUGUAUAGAGCUUACUUUACAUAG
Molecule: messenger RNA, 1503 nt
Organism: Hansenula anomala
Lineage: Eukaryota; Fungi; Ascomycota; Saccharomycetes; Phaffomycetales; Wickerhamomycetaceae
Exons: 2
Coding region: 1-1503 (500 amino acids)
Source: RefSeq, a predicted model, not a curated record